AGAACAGUGACAAUGUAUCAGUAUAGAUACUGGCCUGAUGGCAGUAUACCCGCAUCUAUAGAAGCAAUCAUUGAACUUGCGAGGUUGCUUGUGAACAAGAAAGAGGAAAUUAAUCCUGAAUGGCCUGUUCUGGUUCAUGGUCACGUGGGCUCAGGUCGUUGUGGAUCUUUCUGUGCCAUCAUGUUAGCUACAGAGAUUCUCUCUCGGCAAUCAACAUCUUUAUCCAACACCAUCACACAUACUGGACACAUUGUCGAUGACAUUGUCAGCACCAUUCGUAGCCAACGACCUCAACUUGUUCGUAACGCACGGCAGUUUGAGUUCAUUCAUCAGGCUGUAUAUCAGGCCAUUACAUCAACUGCACAAGCAGUUGACAAGGCAGGAUCUAGCAGCAAGCAAGAGGACACUAAGAGAGACAAGAAAGAGAAGAAGAAAUCAUCCUGGUUUGGAAGAGGCAAUAAAGGGCAAGUUAAUUCGAAGGAUAGUAAAGCAUCUUCUAGCUCAAGCAGUAAAAGCAAAUUUUCAUUAUUUCAUCGGAAAAGUCAGAGUGCAACACAACAAAACACAUCAGCUCUCAUGUCAGACGCUCCUGCAUUUGACGAUGCUCUCUACUAAUUCAAACACACACACACACACACACACACACACACACACACACACACACACACACACACACACACACACACACACACAGUAGUGUAAGUAUAUCUUUGGAACUAAUCUAGUCAUACAACCAUUUUCUACCUUCUAUUUUGUAAGUUUAUAAUUUAUAUUAAUACGAUAAUAUUCUGAUUCUAAAGACACUGAUGAUAUUAAACUUCAUUUUGGACAAAUAGUUUGUGACAUAAGUUGUAUCUAGUUUUGAUAGUUCAGGAAUGUGUUAACAUGUUUGUCAUUUUCAACAAUUAUUGCACAGAGUGAGACUAAAUGAAUAUAAUGUGUGUGUGUGUGUGUGUGUGUGUGUGUGUGUGUGUGUGUGUGUGUGUGUGCGUGCGUGUGUGUGUGCAUGUGUGCGUGUGUGUCUG
Corticium candelabrum is the source of this 1025-nucleotide messenger RNA. Its product is annotated as tyrosine-protein phosphatase non-receptor type 11-like. Gene Ontology annotation, biological process: protein dephosphorylation. The record is from RefSeq and is a predicted model, not a curated record. Gene Ontology annotation, molecular function: protein tyrosine phosphatase activity. The coding region runs from base 13 to 615 and encodes 200 amino acids. Lineage: Eukaryota; Metazoa; Porifera; Homoscleromorpha; Homosclerophorida; Plakinidae. The transcript has 3 exons.